UCGAAAACGACGCGCUUUCUGGAAAAUCGCUCCGGAUGCAUCGCGUACGAUCGCUCUUGCCGCUCUUGUCGAGGCUCGUGCCCCGUGUGUCGAAGAAGCAAAGUCGAAGCCGGAUGAGAAAAGGCAGAAGCCGGAGAGUAGGUGUGGUGAGGAGAACAAACAUCGCCGGGCCAAUCGUGGAGAAAGGGUGGUCCGGUGGAUGUUUGUCUUGUCGCUGCUCCGGAGGGAUGCUGUUCGUAUCGGUGAGCCAAUCGCGCGCGAUCUCACGGAAAAAUCCAAAUCUUCGCCGGAGAUUAGAACGAGAUUUCUUUCAGUCGGCUGGCUACUCGGUGCCAGUCAAUUUCCGAUUCCAUUGUUAACGCGUCGUCUAUCCGUUCACGCGCGUACGUCCGAACGAGCAACGUGGUUCUCCGACCGAUUUCCAUCCGCGAAUCGCUUUAGAAUCGAGAGCUCUCUAUCCUCCGCGCGAAAUCUUAGAAUGGUCGGUGGUCGUUGACGAACAGUAACAUGUUGCGCGGAAAGAACAGGAGCAAAACGGUGAACGAGGAAGAGGAGGGCGAGCCGAAACAGAGGAGACCCAAGUGCGCCCGGUGUAGAAAUCACGGCUUGAUCUCCUGGCUGAGGGGGCACAAGAGAGAGUGUCGGUACAGGGAAUGUCUUUGCCCGAAAUGCUCCCUGAUCGCCGAGAGGCAGAGAGUGAUGGCUGCUCAGGUCGCCCUGAAACGGCAACAGGCAGCGGAGGAUGCGAUCGCUCUGAAAAUGGCCAAGGUGGCCACCGGUCAGAGGCUCGAUCGUCUUCCGCCGGGCAAGAUAUUUGGGAUGGCAGUGACCGAGCCAAAGUCAGUCGUAGACACGAACGACGAAGAGGCGGCCGUUGAUUCUCCCGCGACGGGGAACGGCGAUCACUCGAAGACGGGUGGUUCGUCGAAAGAGCCGCGAUGCCAGGAUUCGCCGAGAGAGAACGAGAGCGCGGGGAAGGUGCAGCACGGAGGCCUGGUGUUCGGCGAGAACCGUGCGGAAGACGCGAAGGAGAGCAGCGUGUCGCAGACCUCGGUCGAGACGUUGGCUCGACUGUUUCCCAACACGAAACUGUCCGUGCUGCAACUGGUGUUGCAGCGAUGCGGCCAGGACCUGUUGAAAGCCAUCGAGUACUUCGCCAGGGACAGUCUCGGAGUCGAGCCGACCGCCUACGCCUCGGCGUUUCGGCCGCCGCGAUCCGCCGACGAGGCCAAGGCCGGCGAACAACUCGCUGGCACCGUGCUGGCUCCGAUCUACUCCGGUUUGUCGAGGAAUUUCUACGGGGACGGCUACUGUCUGUUGAACAUCGUGCCCGAUCAGCUCUCGAAGAACUUGGUCGACGCGGCCUGCACGGCUCUCCCCGACAAGAGCAGCGAACGAGAAGCAGCGGGACUGAACGUUCGGUACAACAAUUAUUUUAAUUCCGGGCUGCAGCAACACUUGAGGGAUCACGUGUACGCCCAGGUCGCGGAUCACCUCUCUCCGCGGCCCAGUUUCCUGCACUUGCCCCCGGUCCUGCCCACCGCGGGCAUCCCCUGCGUGCAGCCCAACUGCGCCCAGUGCAGCUACAAAUUCACCCUGUAAACCCGUUCCCUCCCUCCAGAUGU
Ceratina calcarata is the source of this 1625-nucleotide messenger RNA. Its product is annotated as doublesex- and mab-3-related transcription factor A2. Gene Ontology annotation, biological process: regulation of transcription by RNA polymerase II; sex differentiation. Gene Ontology annotation, molecular function: DNA-binding transcription factor activity, RNA polymerase II-specific; RNA polymerase II cis-regulatory region sequence-specific DNA binding. Gene Ontology annotation, cellular component: nucleus. The transcript is spliced from 3 exons. Bases 508 to 1602 code for a protein of 364 amino acids. The record is from RefSeq and is a predicted model, not a curated record. NCBI's taxonomy places the organism in Eukaryota, Metazoa, Arthropoda, Insecta, Hymenoptera, Apidae.